AUGUCUGCCGGUGAUAUCAGUAUAGCGAAGAAAGGUAGUAGUAAGAAAUCCAGAAGAAGAAAGAAGAGAAGAACAGCUGAUAGUGAUUCUGAUUCGUCAUCUAGUUCUGGAGGAGAAUCUGAUACCAAUCUAGAGAAAGUAGAACCAAGUAAAGAAGAAAAGGAAGAAAGUGAUAUUGAUAUAGAAUUAUCGGAUAUUGAAAAUGAAGAUGUGAAAUCAAAGAGUAAUGUUGAACAUUUUGAAGAUGAGACUAAAGAUGCAUUAAAAUCUAUUCCAUAUACUACCACUCAAUUAACUGAAAAGAUGAAUAAUUAUAAUUCUAAUAAUGGUGAGAGUAUUGAAUUACAUAAAGUUCAAGAUACCAUUAAUCAAGCCAAACUUAAAUUGCAAGAACAUUCUAAUAAUCAAAAUAAUAAUAAUAAUUAUAAUAAUAUAUCGAACUCCCAAAAUGAAGUAUCGAAUAAUGCAAAUGUUGAAAAUAAAGCAGAAAAAAAUAAAUUUUUAAGUUUAUUAUUCGAACAUUACGGGGAUGAAGUUAAUGAAUUGAGAAAUGCACCUGAUUUUACAGCUAAAUCAUUAGUAGUCUUGGCAGAUGUAUUGAAAGAUGGUACAGGGAUGUUUGAUUCUGACACGUUGAAGACUAUCUUGCAAGAUUCUGCAUGA
Henningerozyma blattae CBS 6284 is the source of this 663-nucleotide messenger RNA. RefSeq names its product Rsa3p (gene RSA3). The record is from RefSeq and is a predicted model, not a curated record. Lineage: Eukaryota; Fungi; Ascomycota; Saccharomycetes; Saccharomycetales; Saccharomycetaceae. The transcript has a single exon. Gene Ontology annotation, cellular component: preribosome, large subunit precursor. Gene Ontology annotation, biological process: ribosomal large subunit assembly. The coding region runs from base 1 to 663 and encodes 220 amino acids.